Messenger RNA from Necator americanus (New World hookworm), 4074 nucleotides. RefSeq lists its product as uncharacterized. Lineage: Eukaryota; Metazoa; Nematoda; Chromadorea; Rhabditida; Ancylostomatidae. The transcript has 33 exons. The record is from RefSeq and is a predicted model, not a curated record. Bases 1 to 4074 code for a protein of 1357 amino acids. Gene Ontology annotation, biological process: phosphatidylinositol-mediated signaling; release of sequestered calcium ion into cytosol; lipid metabolic process. Gene Ontology annotation, molecular function: phosphatidylinositol-4,5-bisphosphate phospholipase C activity; calcium ion binding.
AUGGCCAAGGAGUUCCAAUUCAACUGGCGCCCCAACGUGCCUAGUUUGCUCCAACAUGGCUCCGUUUUCGAUCGCUAUGAUGACGAAAGUACUUGCUUGGAGACCAAUGCUCAUGUCAGAGUUGACGAGUACGGGUUCUUCCUUUACUGGCUCGUUGAAGCUAGGGAUGCAGUCGUUUUGGACAUGAGCCAGGUUUGGGAAGCGCGUCCAUCGGGAUUGCCUAAAGACGGACGCGUUCUCUUUGAGCUUGAGCAGCGAGGUUCUCGGGAAACUCUAGAAGAACGUACGAUAUGGAUAACUCACGGACAAGAUUUAGUCAAUGUCCAAAGCUUCUAUCUUGUUGCCGAAACCGUUGAAAUUGCCAAGGCUUGGCGGAUAGGAAUUAAUGAGAUCUUGAAGAACUGUAAGAUGCGACAUGUUUGUCCAACGACUAAUCUCCUCAGAUACUGGAAGUGGCUGACCUUGAGUGUUAAUGAUCGUCGUAAAAUUCCGAUCAAACUCCUCGUUAAAACGUUUGCUUCGGGCAAGCCAGAGAAGAUGGUUCUCAAAUGUUUGAGCGAUCUUGGUCUCUGUGGGGAUAAGUAUACGGUUCCGCGAGUGAUGAAUCGUUCGAUGGGCAAGAAGUUCACCAACAUCUACAAAUGCAGCAGUGGCCGCAAGAAGAAGGAGCGUGAGGAACUAGAUGUGGAGAUCUUGACUUUUGAAAAGUUCAUUCGUCUCUACAACAAAAUUUGUCCUCGCUCGGAAGUGCAAGAAUUGUUUGUGAAAUUAAGUGGCCAGAAAGAGUAUUUGACGAGAGACCGAUUAACGAAUUUUCUGAACGAGGAACAACGGGAUCCAAGAUUAAAUGAGAUUCUCUUUCCCUUUUUUGACAACACUAGGACGCAGGUGCUUAUAAGUAAGUACGAACAAGACAACAACUACAUUGAAAAUGGGAAAAUGUCCGGCGACGCCUUUCUCCGUUUCCUUAUGUCGGAUGAAAACUCUCCCGUGUUCUUGGAUCGAAUCGAUAUGCAUCAGGAUAUGGACCAGCCACUCUGUCAUUAUUACAUCAAUAGCUCUCACAACACUUACCUAACGGGUCGUCAAUACGGAGGGAAAUCUUCUUCGGAAAUAUACCGACAAGUUUUAUUGUCGGGCUGCCGCUGUAUCGAACUGGAUUGUUGGGACGGUACAGGAGAAAACAAAGGAGAGCCAAUAAUCACACAUGGAAAAGCCAUGUGUACCGAUGUUUUCUUCAGAGAUGUUCUGUACCAGAUCCGUGACACAGCCUUUGCUCGGUCAGAAUUUCCGGUUAUUUUAUCAUUUGAAAACCAUUGCUCCAAAUCAAAUCAGUUGAAAAUGGCUAAGUACUGUAUGGAUAUCUUUGGAGAUAUGUUAUUAGCAAAGCCGCUAGACGAUUUCCCAUUAGAUGCUGGCGUUCCCCUUCCCUCUCCAAACCGUUUGCGACGGAAGAUCCUCAUCAAGAAUAAACGUCUUAAGCCUGAAAUUGAGAAGCAUCAACUUGAUCAGUUCCUUCGUGAGGGGAAAUUGGAUGAAGAAGACGAAAUAGCAGAGACUCCUGAGGUUGUCGGCGAGGAUUCGAUAUCACCGCUCGACUGCUGUGAGGAAGACGAUGGCGAGACGUCCGACGAAGACGACCUGUCUGUCCAAUCGUCGACGAAUGUCAGCGCGUCAACGACUUCGUGUCGUCCUUCCGUACAAUCAGUGGAUUCAUCACAACCACAAGCAGCUCCACAACUGCUUACUCCGCUCGACCGUGCACUCAGUCACAAGCUCGUGAUACGAUCGCCUCGUUUCUCACUCCGAGCAAUCUCUAUGAAAGGUCGACAAUCGCCAUUAGCUGGUGAUCAACGCGCACAUCCGGAAGUUGAGCCACCAGCGGUCACUUGUCCAGCUAUCAAACCACCAACACCUGGUGAAGUUCAACCAUGCAAAGAACCCGACGAAGCCCAUCCUGAAUUGAAACAGAAUUUUAUAUCAAAAAAUUUAAAAUCACUCGGGUUCACCAAGAAGCAGGAUCAGCUGGAUGUACUGGAGCGUACUGGGAGCUCUAUGAAUAAACGAUCUUUUCGUCGAACCAAUCGAGAAGAUCACUCGGACUCUGCUGCUCUACUCGAUCUCCCGAGAACAUCAUCUUCACGCGGCAAAAAGAAGCCCAUUCUCACCAAGGAGGAAGAGGAACGGAUCUUUGCGGAGUACCACUACACAGGAGCGACAACAAAUAUCCAUCCAUUAUUAUCAUCACUUAUCAAUUAUACACAUCCAGUCAAAUUCAGCGGUUUUGAUGUAGCAGAAAGUAACAACUUGCAUUAUCAUAUGUCCUCUUUCUCCGAAUCAACAGGUCUAGGCUACUUGAAGCAAUGCGCUCCAGAGUUCGUUAACUAUAACAAGCGGCAGCUGAGUAGAAUAUAUCCUAAAGGGGCCCGAGUGGAUUCAAGCAAUUUCCUACCGCAGAUCUUCUGGAAUGCCGGUUGCCAAAUGGUUGCGUUAAACUUCCAAACUCCUGAUGUAUAUAUGCAGUUAAACAUGGGGAAAUUUGAGUACAAUGCCGGUUCUGGUUAUCUACUGAAACCCGAUUUUAUGCGUCGUCCAGACCGAACAUUUGACCCGUUUUCCGAGUCACCUGUUGAUGGCGUAAUAGCUGCUCACUGCAGUGUCCGGGUAAUUUCUGGGCAGUUCCUCACGGAUAGAAAGGUUGGCACCUACGUAGAAGUAGAAAUGUACGGUCUUCCUACGGAUACUAUCAGAAAAGAGCACAAGACAAAAGUUAUCCCUGCGAAUGGAUUGAAUCCAGUCUAUUCUGAAGCUCCGUUUGUGUUCCGAAAGGUUGUGCUGCCAGAAUUGGCUGUCCUAAGGUUUGCCGUUUACGACGAAAAUGGGAAACAACUGGGACAACGAAUUCUGCCCUUGGAUGGCUUACAGGCUGGCUAUCGUCACAUAUCACUUCGAUCGGACACCAACCAAACCAUGGUAUUAGCGCCCACAUUAUUCGUACACAUCGUCAUCAAGACUUACGUUCCUGAUGAACUUAGUGGUUUGGUGGAUGCUCUUGCGGAUCCAAGGGCAUAUCUCUCUGAACAGAAGAAACGACAAGAAGCCUUGGCACACAUGGGAGUGGAUGAUAGUGAUAUAGUCGAGGUUCCCGCCAAGGCGAACGCUGCCAAAAGCAAAAUUCUGCAAAAGACGAAUGGUUCUGCAGCCAACCUACUUAAUGAGAAAGAAAAUCCUCCGUCGUCUGCACGAUCUGACGGAAAUGUGGCCUCAACUGGUUCCUCAAAGCCUAACAAUGAGGCAGCGUCGGCUCCGGUCGACAAAUUUAAGGUUGAGCCGAUUGAGGUGGAUGACUUGAAAAAGGACAAAUUGUUUGCUAAGCUUCUGAAAAAGUUCCAGAAGGAGAACGAGGAACUCAAAAAGAAGCAUCAAAAGCAACGCGACAGCAUUCAAAAGCAACAGCAAACAAACGUCGACAAAUUGAUGACGAACAAUCGUCGAUCCACAAGGAAAGAGAAAGGCACUCGACGCCAAGCUAGCGAGAACUUCGACUCUGCCGGUGCCAGCGACAUGGCGACUAACGACCGAGUUCGAUCUCUUGUUAAUGUGCAAACGGACGAAUGGUCUGCAAUGAUGAGGCGGCAUGAAGCAGAAGAAUUCGAGUUGCGGAAAACUCAACUUCGGGAGCAGACCGAAACACUCAGGAAACUUCUGCUCGAAGCGCAGAAGGUACAGAUGCAGGGCCUAAAAUUGCGACUUGAAAACGAGACAAAAGAGCUGAAACAAACUCAGACAAAGAAGAGCAUGGAGGACGCUAAAAUCUUGAACCUUGACAAAGGUAUUAAGACCAAAGCAGAGCGUGAGCGUCGUUUGAAAGAAUUGCAUGAGAAGAACCUGAAGAUGUUCGUCGAGGAACGAAAGCGACUUGCCAAAAAAGGCGAAAAGCAUGAAGAACAGCUGGCAAAACGUCAUCAAGAUCAACUAGAGCAGUUGGAACGUGAGGCUGCGAAGGCUCUUGAACAAGAAGAGGCGAAUUUCAGGGAAGAUCAGCUCUCCUCGAAGCCGGCGUCUGUAGUUUAA